This is a messenger RNA of Nothobranchius furzeri (turquoise killifish), 9940 nucleotides long. Lineage: Eukaryota; Metazoa; Chordata; Actinopteri; Cyprinodontiformes; Nothobranchiidae. The record is from RefSeq and is a predicted model, not a curated record.
UGCUGGAAUGUGUUUACUAAACGCGUGCACCGCAUUGGUUCAAAACGGUCACGUGACAAUCGCUUCACUACUUUCUCAUUCCGCUCCAAACAAACUAGUCCCGAAUUAAAACAACGAUCGUAAUCAACAGGGCAACAUUGCCCAGGAGAACUUUUACUUUUGAAACCUGUACAAGUGUAUAAUUUUUAUGAAGCAAAGAGCAAGUAGUCUCAAGAGGUCGGAACGACAUUCAAUUUCUAAACACAUUUUCUCAGUCCAUCUUGUGGCCCAUCUGCUGUGGACCCCACUGAAGGUCUUGGCUAGAAGAUGCCAACAGAGAUAACUGUAUAAACCCAAAAUGUGUUUAAUGGAUGGUUUGUUUCCCAAACCCAAUAUUUUAUUUUUGAUCAUUUAUAUGUGUUUACGAGUGUUUUGUUCGAAUUCUCGGUUUAAAUGAGAUACUUAAGAACACCUGUGAAACUCGUGUAAAACCCUUUAAAAUAAAGGGUAGUUGCCUAUUGAUAGAAAAAUUAACUGUAAUAUAAUUUUGUUUGGGUUUUCAACAACACUAUUGUCACCACAGGACAUUUAUAGUGAAUCUGAUUUUUUUUUUUGUGUGGUACUUUUAGGACAUCUACAUGAUGUGUUACACCUUUGUUCAGAUUUAUUGGAUACCAUUGUCUUUCUACUAUUUGAAACAGGAACACCAAAAACUUAAAUGGACAAAGUUCAGCCAAACAUCAAAUUUUAAGUUUGGUGCAGGAAAUAUUUGACAACAACUUGCUUGUCCACACAGGAUGGGGAGCUGUGCCUAUCUCCAGUAAUCUCCGGACAAGCAGGUGGCAUAUACCCUGGACAGGUUGCCAGUCUAUUGCAGUUCAUUAUCAAUGUAAUUUGAUAAUAAAAUGGAUAAAAUUUGCCACAUAAGACAUUUUAUUGACCAUCAGGCCCCGAUAAGAGAGCUCCAGAGAACCUCAGCCUUUCAAACCAGCUGCAAUUUCACUAGAAGUAAUUUUUGAGCAAAGUUUAUUGGAGAUUUUAGUUUCUGAUUUAAAAUAGGCUUUGAUUAUUUCUGAUUUUGAAGCAUUUUAUGAUACAUCAUUCAGUUGUAUUGUGUGUGGCUGCAACACAAAGCCUGGUUUUCAAUGGAGCCUUAAUAAUUAAGAAUAGAUGUUUUUGUCCUCAUCAUUUCUUUUUUUCUGGUUAUAUGCUGCCAUGGGAAAUAUCUGAUGAAAGAUGCUCCUUAUGAACUCUUUUUUUCAGCCUGCAUAUUUGGUUGUUCGACUGCUCUGUGGGGACGAAAUUAGAAAAAUCAGUUUAAAUUGCUUUUAGAAUAUUUAGACCAAAUUUAACCAGCGGUCUAAUUUGGAAUCCUUCCUUUAACUCAAAAUACUAUUAUAUAUGAACAAACUCAUUUUAAUAACUACAUUUUUGACAGACUAAUUUCUUUGACAAAAAAAGGCUGGCAUCAAACCUGCUUUCAAUCUGUACUGCCAUUCUCACCAGCUGAUUUCCCUGCUGCUUUGACAGAGUUUCCAGCUGAGAGAGGAGGGACGUAUGGGGCAGAUCCAGUUUCUCAUUGACUAUUCCCGUGGUGAAUUGAGCCCUGCUGCACUGAGUGAUUGCUGUUCCCUGUGGCAUCAAUAAUACAGGAGGAAGUUAUUGUCCCUGUGCAGGCCACAGUAUCACACAGUGAGCACAGGUGAAGAGAGGGGGUUGUCCUUUCACUCAGCCCUCUAGGGUUUCAGGGCCCCGCAGACUGCAGUCCGACUCCGGGGAGCCAACUCCUGUGCCCUUUGCACAAGGCUUAAUUGUAAGUCUGCCCCGAUUGAAGGAUAAAUGUGUCUAAACAGUGACAACCUGCACAGUCCUCCUGACCCGGCCUCUUCGGUAAGACUACACCCCAGACAAGCCGAGUGUCACAAGACGAGUUCCAGCUCAAUAAAGAGGUAGUCAGCAGGAGACACCAGACAGUUUGGGAACAGGAUGGAUGUGCUGGGAGUGAUUAACAUGAUCCAGAUUUUCACCUUGUUUAAACACGUAGAGUCACGACCUUCCUGCAGCCUCUCCAUGCCCCCAAACAAGAACAGUUUUAAAAAUCUGCUAGACACUGUUAUGUUUUUGUCAAAGACAAAUAACACGCUGUGUGGUGGGUUUUAAAAAGAUGAAGCCACGCUGAUGAGAACAGCAAGUGAUCCAAACAACCUAGACAGAAAAGACAGAGUGGUGGUGGGAGGAGUGCAGGAAGAGAGUGAAAGGUAGAGAAAGUCAGAGCGGUGGUGAAAUCGAGACCCACUCAGGAGGAGGUCAGCGUAGACGGCAGCAAGUUUAAGGAGAUGGACGACAACUGUUGGUGAGUUGGUGUUUUUACCUCCUUGUUGUUAUAAAUUAGAUAUUUAAAUGUAUCUGCAGAUUAAUGAUUCUCAAUGUGAGCUGUGGGUGUUUAACCUUUUACUUAACAACCUCUUUUCCAGCCUUUUGGGAUCAUUUACUUAUAGUUUGUAAAAUUUAAUUACAUUACAGAUGACUGGUUUGGGAAGCCGCUCGGUGCUGGUGAUAAGAGGAUGUGAGAGCCAAUCAUCAAGGGAUGAAGGAAAGAUGUGACCCCAGUUAUCCACUAAGCACGCUGGCAUGAGAUGAUGAUGGUAAAGAACAGGUCAGGAAUGGCCUCCCUUCAUAUCAUAGGUGUUCUCAUUUGUUUGGUUUUACUUGGGAACGGAACACCUGAGAGGACAGAAGGUGAUAAAGUCAACCAUAGAGAGGCUAUUCUCAAGGAGAUCUUUUCUAAAUGGAGUAAAGGCGCUGGCUUGAGUCCACACCAACCUUCAGCUGAAACAAACAAGGACCAGUCAACGCAGAGUUGGAUGAGGAAUAUUCUGGGAGGCAUAAAGACGCUGUUUCCUAACAAGAACUUGCCUUCAUUAAACAAACCAAUAGAUAGACACCGCCUCUCUGGAUUUCUCUAUAACAUUUCUCUGUACCUCCAAGAGAUGGGUGCCGAGCUGGAGGAAGUGCCUGCAGAGGGAGACGAGGAGCAGCUGUGGGGGAAGUUGCUGGAGUUUUUUCUCCAGUCUGAGGGAAGUGCUGCGCCGAACCAGUGGAACGGCCAUGCACCUCCCCGCCCAAGCAUCAAAGUGCAGGACUGGUUUUUGUCCCUGAGAGGUAGCCCACACUGGGACUGGCUCCUGGGGCUGUUGCAGAGUCUCAUCACUCUGUCUGAGCGCCAACCUCAAAAACCCAUUUUGGCUUUCCUGUCUGAGAACUGGAGGACAGUGAGUGCUGUGCUAGAAGCCACGCUGCAGGCUCUAAUUAGUGGGACGUAUGGCCAGGCCAGUGCCGGCCUGCAGGGCUUCAUUUGCGCCCUGAAAGGUCGCAACGAUUGCACUUUCAGUGUCAGCUGGCUUCAGCAAGUGCUGCAGUUCUUGGAAACGCGUAGCUGGAAGCCUGUGGUCAGUUUGCACCCAGCAGGGGAAGCUGCUGGACCCAGUAAGAGCCCAUUUGGGCGUUUCAGACCCUUCAGCAUGCCCCCUGAAGCAAUGAGACAGGACGUGUCUUCUGCUAACUCUUCUGUAAAAAACGCAAUGUCCACAGAGGAUGAGCCGGACUCCAUGCAAAGCCUUCUGCUGCAGGCUUUGUCCCGUUCAGGUGGAGGAGAGCGAGGGAGCAGCUUUACUCAGAAGAACUUAGCUCUUGUGCAGAGUUUAGACGGGCUGAGGCGGGGCCUUCUGCACAGGGUGGGCAGCUCUGUCUACGGCAACCUGAGGAAGAAAGUGUCACAAGUUACCAUGGCUUUGCUUGAUGAUGUCAGCAGCCUGGUGGAUGCUCCACAAGCCAACUCUGGAGGCCAGUGCUCAGUCGGUGACCUGAGACACCUGAUCUUAUGGGGAGUUAGACAUAAUGUGAUGUGGAACACACAGGCUUUGGGCUCUCAGGGCCUCCCGGGCUCCCUCCCGUUUCUCUCCUGCCCCUCCAACCAGGGAGAGACGCUACAGUCACAGAAACCCUCGACAUACUCAAAAACAGCUCCUUCCUCACAGAAACCCUUCAGGCAAAACCAAAUUCGUGAACUCUCGAAUGCGCCUCGCAGCCAGGUCAGAGAUGGGGACAGGAAGCAGAAAGAGCAGGAGAUCUCUACCUCCGCAGAAAUUCUGGAGGCGGCGUGUAAUGAAUCCAUUCCAGGCCUGACCGGUGUCUCUAACUUCACCGUAUUCCUUUACUGUAAGCUGUUUGAAGGGGAGAACGGGCCGGCUGAUCCUGCCAUGGGUCACAUGGGACUGGACCUGCAUGAGACGUGCUCUGAUGCAGCAUGGUACCUGUCUGCUGCUGAGGAUGACUUCUUCUGGGUUCACGUCUGCAGCGAGUUCUUUGCCCAGGAGUUCAACAACACGGUGUGUGCCAACUCAUCCUUCUGGCUGCAGAGAGCUCAACAGGCUGCAGCGAUAAAGGAUUACCACUUUUUCAACCAGAGCAUAGACAGCCUGUGUGUGCAGCUUUCAGACGAAGAACCGGUGAGUCCAGGACUCAGCGAGACUUGUCUGUCUCAGUUGGGGAGCAGGUCACUCAACGCCGAGGCUUUCAGAAACUGCUUCCUGCCUAACAACUCGGUCCUGGUCUCAGCUCUGUGUGACUCACAGCAGCAUCUGCCGGAGGGCAGCUGGGCAGCAGCAUACUGCUCAAAGAUGCACAACCUCUCCCUGGGUGACCCCUCCACGGACACUUGUCAAUACACAAAGUGGUCAGUGCAACAUUUCACCAACUCCACCCUCCUGAAGCUCUGUGGACGAGCACAAGGACUGAGAGAGCACGUUUGUCUGAACGCCACGCUCUACCAUCAACUUGUGAAGUUAAAGCCUCGCCUUGCAGACGUUUGUGCAGACCUUCAAGCAGAACAGGAAAGCAAGAAGUGCUUUCUGCAGAGGUUCUUCGACAUGCUCCCAGCACGGUAUGAGUUUGACACAUCCCAGCUGUGUGUGGAACCAGCUCCGCUGCUGGUGGACCUCCUGCACAAGCUGAGCGUGUGCGAGAUGGAGGGAGGAGAGCGAGAGGGGUUUUUGGUGGCGAUGGGAUACUUGCUGCGUGUGUUGGACUUUGUGGUGGGGCUCUCCUCUGGGCUGGAUGAAGGGGAACGAGAGGCGAGACAGGGUCUGGGCCAAGCCAUCCUCCUCUCCAGUCUGCUUGAUAACGCAUCCUGGACCAUGCUGCAGCCCGAAGCCUCCACCAGCGUCCUGCACACCGUGGGAGUCUUCCUGCGUAAAGAGCAGAACGCCACUUUGAAAGAAGACCUGCUGAGCUGCUUCAGUCCCGUCCUGUGGGACCUCAUCCAGCAGAACGAUAACUCCUCCACUCUCAGAGUUCUGCUGCAGGAGUACUUUCAAAUGCCCAGAGACCGGAUUCGCUCUUUAGUGAUGUCUGCUGAAAAAGAUGCCGUGAAGAGAUUUCUCUCCCACAUGCAUCAAAGUUGGGACCAGCUUCAAGUAGAAACCAGCCAGGCUUCUCAACAAGAGCUGCAGGCCAUGGAAACAAUGACGUCUGCUUUCAUCCACAAGUUCCCCAGAGUGACCCCAGAGCUGUUUGUUGACCUUUCUCAGUUCAUCCCUUUCAUGUCUGUCUCUGACAUCAUGAGCUUCCCCGCCUCCCUGAUUGUCAACGACAGUGUACUGACGGCCAUUCGUGACCACAGCUCAGAAAUGAAGUUGCAGCAGAAGAAGGCUUUUGUAAAGCGGCUGCUGCAGUCGAGCGUGGUGGGCGAUGUCCCCACAUGGCCACCGUACUUCCUCAGCUCCAUCCUCCCUCUUCUGCCUUACCUCCCUGUCAGUCAUUUUCGGCAGCUGACGUCACAGCAGCUUGCUCCUCUGAUGGAGUUGCUAGGCAACAGCAGCCUGGACGGUGUGAGGGGGCGCCACGUGCUUCGAACCCUUCUCAGUAAGAGAAAGAACCUGACCGGUGAUGACCUGCUGAGAUUAGGAGUUCUUGCGUGCUACAUGGAUCCAGCAGACUUGGGUUUGUAUCUCCACGACUCAGCUAUGUCCUCUGCUCUCUGGCAGCAGCUGUCUCACUGUAUUUCCAAGGGGCUCAUCAGUGCCAGUGGCAGGCUGUCGUCCUGGUUGAUACCAGCGGUUUCAGCCAAGCUGAACAUCAGCAGCAUGGCUUCUUCAGACCUGUCUGCUCUUGGCGGUCUGCUACCUCAUUUAGGAACCUCCUUCCUGCUGUCUCUGCCUUCACAACAGCUGCAGGAAAUCCUGUCAGAACCGGGACUUCACAGAUACUCACCAGCGCAGGCGUUUCAGAUUUUAUCCAAGAUAACGGAGAACUCUAAUCUCACCGUGGAUGGACUGUGUAGCCUGAAGCGGCUACACGCUGGUCUCUUUCCUGCAGUGCUCUCAGCCCUCCAGUGGUCCGACAUCAGUCAAGAGGCUCACUGUCUGUGCUGGAGGGCGAUGCUGACUGAUCUGAAGCCUGGCCACAGAGCCAUGCUAUACAGUGCGGUGCAGGAGGCUCUGCACAGAGACUCAAGGAACAUCACUCAGCAGGUAAACUGUCUGUUUCCUUUUGUUCCGUUGAGAAAGCUGAUGCAGACCAUGAGCGGCGAAACCACUUGGAGAGGAAUUGGCACUUACAGAGACGCGCAGUGGUCGCCACAGCAGGCUCAGUUUCUGUUCAAAAAGAUCCGUGAAUAUAAAAAUAUCACCAGCAAAGAACUCCGAUAUCUGGGUGUUAUCGCUGGUGGGGUAAGCUGUGACGUUCUGAGGCUCUGGAUAAACAGCACAGGUUUUACAGAGCUGCUUCAAACUUUGAGUGAACUUCCUGGAGUUAUGAGACCUGCUCUGAGAAAAUGUAUUGUAGAAAUACUGAGGAAACAAGCCGACUUGGAUCUUGGUGCUUUAAGUUCCGGGUUUGCAGCAACGUUACCAGUGACGAUGAUAGAAAACCUCCCUAACACAUCCAUUAGAGCCAUUCUGAGCUACAUUCAGUCACACUUUGUCGAGUUCCUGAAACUACCACGCUAUAAACAGACUAAUUUAGCUGAGAAGGCCAUAGCCGAGCUGGGACCUUCUUUGGCUAAGGGGAAGGUUGAUGGGAACCUUCUGGACAACCUGGGCCCUCUUUUGCCUUUCCUGGACAGGGACAGUCUGGCUCAGGUGGACAGACGAGCGCUGGCUCUGCGGCUGGAAGACAUGAGGAUGUUCUGCAUCCCUAAAGAGGCUCUCAGGGACAUUAGUGGCAUUCUCACACAGAAAGAGCUGUUCGGAGAUCCGUCCAAAUGGGAGGUCAUGGAUGUGGAGCAUUUGGGCAGACUGGUGUUUGCCCUCUCAGCAAAGCAGAUUAACUCCAUUCCUCUGACAGUGUUGAAUAAGGACAUAGUGGAGCAGGUCCUGGCGGGUCAAAGGCGCUGGCAGGACAGCGUGGUUGGUGAGGUCUGUGUCAGCCGCUGUACAGACCAGAAUUACCACAGGCAGCAGACUCAGAUCCUCCUUCGAGGGAUUGUGAAGGCACGGAGCAGGAGGACCAAAGUGCCGGUUCCAAGUUGUGCAGACAUCAGGGGAACAUUUCCUUCUGCUUGGACAUCCACUCAGCUCCGCCGUAUGUCCCUGGACGAGCUGAAGGAGUGCAUGGAGGUUUUGGGUCAGGACUCGUCCCUGAGCUCCGAGCAGCGGCGGUCGCUGUGGGGGAAACUCAAACAGUCCUUCAGUCCUGUGAGGGAGCUGAGAGCGGAUCAGGUUCUGGAGCUGGGAUCAGUGCUGACAGAGAUGGGAGACAGGGAGCUGCAGGAAACAAACCUCACUCAUCCAGCUGUGUUAGCACAUCUGGGCACGCUCACACAAUGGAGUCCUCAGAAGAUGAGAGCGGUGGUUUUAGGUGUGAUGCGCAAAUGCAGACUGAAGGCGGAGCACUUAUCGUUUGUUGAUCUGGCAACAUUUGGUCAUCUGCUCUGUGGUCUGUCCUCCUCUGAGAUCAGACGACUCGGCCCCUACAACCUCAGUGUGGCUGUCGUCUUCCUGCGGGAGCUGUCCAUGCCGUGCUCAGAGCAGCAGAUGGAGGCACUGACAAGCCAUUUGUCCAGACCUGAGGCCUUCGGCCCAGUCAGCGCUUGGGGCCCGGAGAUUUUCACUGAAAUCGGGACUCUGGCAGCGGGUCUCCCUGAUAUGGCUCUGUCGGCCCUGCUGCGGGAACAGGUGGAGGGGCUCAUCCCUGAAGCUGUCGCCCUGAUGUCACCCCAAAAAAUGGCCGUGGUGUUCAGUGCGCUUCAGUUGUCGUGGCUGAGUGCGGAGCAGGCGUGGGCGGUCACAGAGGCACAGUGGGCAGAGCUGGACCCAGAACAGAGGCAUGCUGUUGGUCUGGCUCGGUACGAGGGAGACGUGCUGCUGGAGCUCAGAGGUAGAAACUCGGCUCCAACAGUCCUGAACAGCUUCUCUCUCUGCCCGCUGGCUCUGUGGCUUUUGUUACAACAAUUAAUUUAAAACAAUGGAACAAAAUUUAAUUUUCCCUCUCACUUCCCCCUGCUAUUACAUUUGUACUUCAAAUAAAUAUUUUGAACUUCCCCACUCUUCUGCGUGUCGGCCUCCUAAUUUACAUCUCAUCUAAUUGCUCUCUGCUCAACGUGAUUCAUUUUUAUGAGAGUUAUCGGCGAAGCCGAGUGUAAAUCGGUGUGUGUUGCUGUUCUGUGUGUGAGAACUUUUUGUCCGAACAACAUCAAGCAGCAAUUUGGUCAUGAAUGUUUAUGAGGGAAAAUGAGUGGGCCUUCCUGCAUUCACAGGAAAACCAAGCAAACAAGUUUGAGAUGAGAUUUUUCAGCCUUAACUCACUGUCUGGUACAUUAAAAUCCUUUAAUGGACCUUUUGAUAUCUUCUGCAGCACUCUGUGACCUUUAUGUGGAUUCUCGUCCCUUUCUAGGAUCUGUUUAUUUCAAUUAAUCUGUAAAAAUGAUUCCUUUUUCAUGUGUAAAUCCUUUCAAAAUCCAAAAUCUGACCUCUAAUUAAAUAAUCUGGCUUCUUGAUGUGUUCCAAGCCACUUACUGAGAGCAAUACAGGAGUGUCUAUUAUAGGAAGCACAAACUCAUGUUCUCUAAGAAAUUUUAAAAUGCUUAGAGAAGAUGUGCUAAAAUAGGUCAAAACAUUCAAAUAUCUGUCUUGAGAUGUUUUUUUAUUCCAACUGAUUUCAACAAUUCAUCUGGAUUUUUAUUCUAAAUGAAUGCUGGACUUAUGUUGGCUCCAGUUUCUAACCUUGUGAAGAAGAUCUUGUGCCAAAACAGCUCAGACAGUUUAAAAGGAAAUCAAUUAUAUAUAUUUUUUCACUCAGCCCAUUCAUCCUCUUUCAUUUUUUGGCACUGUGUCUCUGGAUUUAAUCGAUCUGACAGAGCGAUGACAGGAAACGAGGAGGAGCUGCAUUAAAAAGAUGCAACCCAGGUGCCCCUUAUGCACCUGAACCAUGCUGUGGUUUAGGGUUGGCUGCAGAAUGAGUCCAGAUGGUGCAAGUUUCUAAUUAAAGUCAGGCUUGUUUGCUCCAAAACCUAGAACUACAGCAGCACUUUCCUGAGCUGGUACAGGUGAGGUGACAGGUUUAUAAAGCUGGAGUCUGCAAGUUAUGAAAUGAUCAGCUGAAUAAGGAUUUGUAUUUUUCUGUUUUUUUUUUAUUAGAAAAUGUUGCAUUUUGCAGCUAUUCUACUGCCUUUUCUUUUAAAUAGAUGACGUCUAUUAGUCAGAAUUCCAUUCUUGGAACAGCUGUGUCUUCCUCUGAUGCAUGUUUUGUGUAUUUAUGCAAAUCUUUGUAUUCAUAUUACAUUUUAAAUGCCUCUUUUUUGGAUUUGUUGCUUCUUUUUGUGUGUGAUUAUUGACUGACUGCAGCAAUUUUGUUUUUCUUUUGUCAAUCUUCCAUCUUUCUCUGGGCUUUUGUGGAAAUUUAUUGUCAGAGUACUUAGAGCUUAUUUAUGGCUAUUUGGAAUAAAACUCUCUCUCUUUCAUCA